Molecule: messenger RNA, 7846 nt
Organism: Porites evermanni
Lineage: Eukaryota; Metazoa; Cnidaria; Anthozoa; Scleractinia; Poritidae
Source: the annotation of a GenBank genome assembly
AUGGAACAGGCCAUGAGGUUAGUUGUUCUUUACUUUAUGUGUUUUCGCAAAACACAGCAUUGACUUGAUAAGUGAGUGGUGUAACAAGAUCUGAGUUCUACUCUAGUAUAAUUAACAUACCUAAUCUUAGCGUGAGCAAGUGGGAAUUUUCUUUCUGUAUGUAUAUAUAAUAAAAACCAUGCAAAAAAUAAACGACUGCACUAAAAUACCAACUUUUGACCCCACUAAACAACAGCAGCAGACAAAAUGUAAGGGCAAAUAAGUUUAUUUUGAGACGGCUUUGCGAGAACUAACCCUGCAGAGUACGUAUGGAAAUACAGCAAUAGGUAAGUAACUAAUGUACAACACGCGUAAACUAUCUUUCACAAAAAGAAAGAACUGCUAUAACUGGUUGAUCUCAACCUGAAUCCCCAAUUAAGCACGUGGGCUUAGUGCCAGUUAGGUCGCCAGUUAGGGAGGGGAAACUAAAGAAACUAAAUUAAACUUUAAACAAUGGAGAACUGGAACAGGGAAUGCUAAGUGCCGGGAAAACUGGGAAUUAUUUUCACUAAGGUACCCAACAAGGCACGUAGGCGGGUUUGUAGUUAGGCUGCUAGAAAAGGAUUGGGCAGGACAUUUAGGGUAAACAAAUGGCUAACGCGCACGACCCUGGCUAAGUAGACGAGCAGGUGCAAAACUGUGAUAACCAUGAAAGUACAUAAGAUACGAAACGGGAAAAAAAGCUGAAAACUAGCAGAGCUGAGCCACCGCUUACAACUGAAAUAAAUGCGGUCAGACGGAGGCCAGAAAAAACCUGCCUAAAAGGACCCCGAAGCGAAAAAUGCGGGUAGGAAAUCUGGGUAGGAACCAAGGCUCAAGCUCAAAGUCCUUCCUACGGGACGUUACAGUGUAAUGGAGAAUAGGCUGCUCCUAAAAUAAAACAAAAUAUUAUGAAAAACCAAAGAGAGGUUGGUUCAGAAGCUUAGAUGACGUAUUCGUGAUAUACACAGCCUUAUAUACCCCCGGUAUGGCUACCAUUGGUGCCCCGACCUAGUACCCAGGCCCCGUUGUAUCUCGUGCCGUCAAAAUAUUUAUUUCUUCCUUCUUCGCGGGCUCAUUCGUCAGAAAUAACAUAUUCAUUAAGCUAAUCAAGCCAUGUGGAGAGCAAGCUAUCGUGAGAGAACAACAACACCAAAAGCUUUAUUUGCAUGACCAUAAAGGAAUUACAGUAUUGCAAAAGCUUUUAUUACAGCUAUUAUUAAUGAAGCUAUUAUUAGUAUUACAGUAUUGCAAAAGAUAUUAACUAUUAGACAGACUUAAAGCAAGGGGCACACAUACACUAACCCACAGCCUGGCCAGUACCUGACGCAUGUGCACAGCCAUAUCACCCCUGGCCAAGCCGUGGGUUGGUGUACGUGUGCCCCUUGCUUUAAGUUUAUCUUAAGGAAUUCUGAGUUCGUAAAAAACCCUAUGGUGGACAUCACAUGAAUUGAAAUAAAUGAAAUGAGUCAUUUUUUGAAUUGCGGAUAAAGAUAAUAGAGUGUACACGAUGUUCGCAGUAGAAUAAACAACCUAAGCGCUAUUUUCGCCAAAUUCGCCAUUUUUGUCAAAAUCACCAUUUUGCUAUCUCAUUUGAAUUUUGGCUAAGACUUUCCCGAAUGUUCGCCAUUUUGGACAAAAUCGCCACUCACAGUACAUUCGCCAAACUUUGGCGAAUUUUUCCAAUUUUUGUCAUUUUCGCCGAAGCGUGCAUUUCUGGACCUAUCUCAUAUAGCAACACCUAUAGAUGCCCUUUCCAGUUAAAGUUUUUCACCCUCGUCUACAAUGCCAAUCCUUUUACUGUAUAUUUUUGUAUUGUUUUAAUCUCCUCAUCAAUGUCAUUAAUUAUUUCCUUGUUUCUUCUUUUAGCAGCUAUUGUUUAUGAUAAACGAGCUUUUUUGGAACCUAAUUCCUGGUUUAUUUUACCAGGUUUAUUUUAAAUUUCAUUCACAUAAUCUGGGUGUUUGAAGGUUGGCAGUAAAACAUCACCUAAUAAUGCCUGCCUUCUAAAAAUGUCAAAUCUUCUUGGUGCUUUACCGCUUGGACCCGAUAAUAAUAUUUUUUCAGUAUCCCUUCUGCUUCCACCAGAGCAGUUCUAAGCACUUCUUUAGCAAUGAUCCUGUGUUGCAGAACAGACUUCGAGGUUUUCUUUGUACACUGCACUAACCUCUCCCAGGAGCCACCGAAGUGGGGUGCACUUGGCGGUUUGAAAUUCCACUCAAUCUCUUUUGGUGCACAAAAGUUUUGUAUUUUCUUUUUAUUCAGCUGCUUAAAGCAUUUCUGCAGCUCAAUAUUGUCCCCUAAAAGGUUAGUUCCAUUAUUACUGCAUAUUCUUUAUGGCCCCCCACGUCGCACAAUGAGCCUUAUCAAUACCAUAAUGAAAUGAUCCGUUGAAAGAUCGUCCACCAGUUCAAGAUGGAAAGCUCUUGCAGCUGGAAACAUAUAAACAAAAAGGCGUACACCUUAAUCCCACCACGUCUCUUCUUAAUCAAAAAUCAACUGCAGACUGUCUUUGAACACCAUUUCAGGUUCAAGCCUACGCUCAGGUAAGUUUCCUAUUUGCCGCUCCUGGGGUUUUACUGUCUGACGAUAGAAGUAAUUGCACUUUAACUUUACGCCUCUCACAGCCUGACGGCAAUGGAUAAUCCAAUACUCCUGUCUAAUUUGAAUCAGUAUAUGAUGGACGGUGGUAAGUACGAUGCAUGUCCUGCCCAAGCUCAUGAUGUGAGUCAAUUAUCUUCGGGUGUCGUGUCUUGUAUGGGAGGGCUUGCGCCUUUAGCAACCUUCCACCGACUACCAUAAGUCAACUUUCUAUUCACGGAUCAAAAGAUUUGAUCCUGCUUCGCUUAUGAACUAGCUGACCAUUUUCCAGGUACUUUAUCUCUUCGCCAAUUGACUCUACUUGCGCCCUCUUCACUAGCUGGUUCUGUGCAGUUCUCAGCUACGUGGCUUUGCUAAUCGCAUUGCGUACUCCAGUACCCUUCUCAGCUUAGCUAGGGACGAAUAUCUUUUCCAUCCCAACAAAGGCUCAGUUUCCUGGGAAAUUCAGACCCACCUUAGGCUUUUCCUUUCUCUUUUUGCGUAUUCCAGUGGUGCUUCAACUUUGUUUUCUGUCCAGCACUCGGCCGCUCUGUAUAGGAACUCUGGGCCAGGGCUGUAACGAUUCUUCACCUUUAGUUCUGCAGGGUGGAGUCCUUGGGUGAUAUCAUCCGCAGGAUUAUCACCCUCCGGCGUGCAUCUCCAUGUGUCCGCCUCUGGUGCAGUCUCCAUGGUUACUCAUGAUCGUGUAAAUCUCGGAUAUUCGAUUAGUCGGGUAACACUGAAAAGAUGCGUGUUUUAUUCAUUAUUCAUGCGGUAUUUCCUAGCUGUCAAUCACGAGCACCUGUGAAAACAGGAAGCGCAGGAACAUUUGUUUUAUUUCUUUGAUUUAAGAUCAUUCCACAAAAGUCACAAAUUGUAUAUCCAAAUGAUUUCAAUGCGUACUGAUCAACUUUUGUACAAUUAAUAUCUAUAUACAUUAUUAAGGUAAUAUGCCUGGACAAGGCAUAUUAAUGAGCAUUUCUCAACUACUGGCGAAAAACUGGCCAACGAAUUGCCGAAUACCAACUUGACUUAAAGUAACGUUCAUGUUUCCUUCGUCGCGCUUUAUGUUGUGAGCAUAAAUGCAUCGUAUGAGAGUAUUGUUAGCUUGAUGGCUAAGUUGAGAGCCGAUAAAGCCUCUGUACCCGACAGUGUUGCCUCAAAGCUUUUAAAGUUUACUCGUGACUCCAUUAUCCCAUCCUUGUUGUCUGUUUUAGCGCCACCUGCAACACCGUACCGGCUACAUGGAAGGCCGCAAAUAUUUCAGCUCCCUACUAUAAGCGACAAUGAAACUGAUUUGCAUAAGUCAACUAUAACCACCCAUGUCACUGGACAGGGACUUGGAAACCCUCACCACUGGGCGUAUUAAAAAAGUCAUUCGACCAAGCUGUUGUUACUGGAGACCAGCAGGUUGUUGUAGGCGUGUUUAUAAGGCGUUUGACGCGAUUCCCACUUCAUUCUGCUCCGAAAACUUCAGAGUCUUGGUGUGGCUGGGGACUUAUGGUGUUGGAUCAGGGAUUAUCUCUCUAACAGAACGCAAGUGACAGCGAUUAAUGGGUGUCAAUCUCAAGCUAUACCAGUUACUUUUGGUGUACCACAGGGGUCUCUGCUGGGCCCCAUCCUGUUUUCCCUCUUUUGUAAUGACCUGCUCUAUAUCACUGAGGGAAUAGAUGGUGAUCAACAGCUUCACAUGUACGCAGACGAUACCACCAUUUAUGUCUCGGCUCCGACUUAUGAUCUGGUGGCUUCCAAGUUAAAUGAAGACCUAGCAAGUGUAUAUACAUAGUGUUGUGAGAACUGUCUCACUCCCCAUCCUACCAAGAAGGAGUAUAUGCUGCUCAGUAGACAUGGCUGGCAAUUGACUGAACCAAAAUAAGCUAUUAAGAUGGGUGAUUAAGUUAUCGAGGAGGUUGUUUCUACAAGAUGCUCAGGUGUCCAGAUACACAAUGCUCUUAAAUGGGAUCAUCAUGUAUCGGAACUAGCGAAAUCGUUUACGUAGAAGUUGAACUUACUGAAAUCAACUUCCUGCCUAGACAGGCGAGAACUGAUUUCUAUUUUGGUGUUAUUUUGCCGUCCGUUACGUAUGGUAUGUUAGUUUGGGGCUCUUGUGGUCAAGUACUUUUCUCAAAUCUGGAAUCUACACAUGAAAGAGCGGCAAAAAUAAUAUAUAACCUAGAUUGGUAUACGCCAGGCAAGGUGGUUCUUACCACUGCUAAAUGGAAUAACUUUAGUUAGUGAUUAUGUAUGAGAAACGAGUUUUUAAUAUUUUUAGCACAUCAGGCUUAUUAUCAUCUUUUACCAUGUCCUCUGAACUGUCUUUUUGAAAAGUAUGUAAGUAGCUACGAUCUCUAGAGGAACAUGACCUUUAAGUUACCCAGGCCUAAGACUGAUAUGGUUAAGAAAUCAUGCUCAUACAAGUCAAUUAUUCGGUGGAAUGUCCUAGAAAACCAAAUGAGACCAAUUCAUGACAUUGACGCUUUUAAAAAGUCAGUCAAGUGUAUUUUUAAGCCACAUAUAUUAUAAUGAUGUACUGUGUAGAAUUAUUAUUGUUAUAUAUACGUAGAAUUCUUAUAAUAGUCUUAUUGUGAUUAGUUAGGAAGUUUAAUUUUAUUGUUAUGCAUACGACCACAUCAGCUUUGCUGAAUUUUUUAAUCUUGUUUAAAUAAAUGCUAUUAUUAUUAUUAUCUCUUUUAUCACAGUCUUUGCCGGUGUUCUUUUUGUGCAUCAGCCGGGCGCAAACCAUGCACCUAGAGCGUCAGUCACUCAAGUCAAUCAUUCUGUUCAUACACUGAGCACCUUUCUGAGGAUUCGCGCAGAUCCCUGCAUGCAGAUCUUUUGAAUUCUCUGUCAUAGUAGCUCUCUCAGAUACUUUCUUGAUGUUUUCUACCAUACCCUUCUUCACUGUACCAAAGGCACCAACAACCACAGGGAUCACUACGGUUUUCAUAUGCCACAUUCUCUGUACUUCUAGUUCUAGGUCUUUGUACUUGCUUUUUUUUUUCAGUUUCCUUCGGUGCGAUGUUUCUAUCUGAUGGAACAGUCAUAUCAAUUAGUUUGAAUUUAGUUUGGAAUUCACUGAAUCUUUAUUAUUAUUAUUAUUAUUAUUAUUAAAUGCUUUUACCCGGUUUUUGAAUCUGCAACUCCUUGAGUUCACGGGUUUUCAAUCCUAAGGUCAAGGUGACGUGGUUGUCGCGUGAUAACCAAGGCCAAGGACAAAGGAAAUGAGUCAAAUAAAUGAAAACAGUCAACACUUGUUGGUUUAAAACUCUACGUGCCACACAGCCUGAUUCUGGUAAGCAUUAGUGGUCUCCAACUGGAAUGGUAGGAACACAAGACUUUCUAAUUAAAUGUUUAAAAUUUCAUUUCUUCUAUCAGGCAUAUGAGAUCACAGUUCUGUACUCUGACGGGAGCAAAAUGGCGCUUCGAAAAACAUAUUAAGAGUUUAUUGAAUUGCAGGUGCGUUUCUUGAGAUAUGAAUUGAUAAAUAUUUUUUCAAAAUGAUAAUUGUAUAUCACGAUUGUUGGUCAUUGUCGGUGAACAGCUGAUGUAGAGUCUUGUAGUUGUGUUUUUCGAAUUUGAUUUUCGAAGUACGGAGCUAGCGAUUUUUCAUUUUAGUUAUGGUACCGGUGAGAUUCUCCCAAAUAUUCUGAACGUUUUUUUUUGCAUUUUGUGCUGAUAUUACAACUUUUCACCUCGAAUAAAUCCAGCGCAGACAAUCAUGGCGAACAACUGAGCUGAAUGUAUUUGGCGUGUAAAAACACUCGAAACGGCUCCAAGGCCUGCUGUCCUCUGAUUGGGCAGAAAAACAAGCGCCAAUCAGAAGCCAGGACGGCUGCGACCGUUUGGAACUGGUCUGGUAUGACAAUGUCCCCAGGGGCUCUACAACCCUUACUUGAAAUCUUUCGUCGCACCUUUUCUCCCAAACCAACUGACUAGUACCCCUGGGUCUCCGCGGAUGGGAUAUAUUUAACCAGACCAAUGAUCUCGGUGUGGUAGCGAGUUAUCGAAUACUAUACUGACCGUCAUUGUCUACUGAUCUGUAAAAUACUCUAUGGUUAUUGCAGGUCCUCUCACUAAAUUAAAUACAAAUUACAAGUUAUUAGCGCUAUCAAAAUAGUGAACAUAGCUCUCUUAAAAUUUCCUUUAAUUGCCGAGCACGGUUUAUAAUUUGCUUAAGAGAGAGGGUGGUUAUUCAAAGAAGACUGCAAAAUCUCUUGUAAAAACCUUACCAGGUAUUCUUUGAUAGUACUGAUACGCUCAUAAACCAUUGUUGAUCAGAAAGCAAUGUUUCAGUCGAUUGACUGUUGCUUUAAAAUCUUGCAUCCAACGAGUGAGUCUAUUAAAAACUGUAGUUUUACUAUCAAAUCACUCAUUUAGUUGAAAUUGUAGACUUCGUAUCGAAUGAAAAGAUCUGUAGUCUUUCACAUACUUCAUCAAGUUCAUGACCUGAGUUUUAUCUAUAAGCAACGGUGGUUACCUAAGCAAAAAGACAUCAUUUUAGUUUAUUUUUUGUAACUCCAGUGCAGUAGUUUCUAUAACACGAGUUUUUCUCAAAAUCUAUUCUAGUUUAUAACACUGAAAGUAGUUCUGAUUUUUUGAGGGUUUCAGGAAUCACAGAGCACACAAGCAAGCGCAGUUUCAACCGUCCUCAUAAUAUUUUUCUUCUGUUUACACAUCUUAAUCACAACUUUCUUUUUGUUUUUAUCAAAAAAGCUACCAAUAUUCGCGUUCCGUAAGCUUUAAAAUGCAUGUUAAUUGAGCCCCCUGUGUUAUCGAGUUUUACAGCAUUAGUUAAUAAAGCUUUCUUUGUUGCAGAGUUGAAUAAUUACUUCUCUCAAAGUCUCUUCAAAGAGGACGAUUUGAAAAAGAUUGAGAGAUUGGAAAAUUUCAUUAAGGUAAAAAAGUAGAUCAGUUAGGAUCGAGAGAAUUUUUUUUGCGUGGAGCAAAGACUUAUUUUAGACAAUCCAGCUCAGUCUUCAAGACAAAAUCUACUCUGCUUGACGUUACACUAACAGCAACUCUUUUUCCAUUCCUAGGAAUUACUUAUCCUUCCAGCUGUGGUAAGAAAUUCCGAAAGUGUUAAUAAAUUUUUUAACGCCUUUAUGGAAAAACCAGUCAAAUGUGAAAGGUUUGGCCGAAGAAGGUUACACUAAAACAAACUGCGGGUGACUGCAACUUUAGAAUCUAACAAUAACUACAUUUUGUUUUUAGGACAGAAAAAGAGGAGGAGUUAAAAAAAAAUUGUUAA